AUGACCUUCGCGUGGAAAGCCGCCGGUUUGACCUACAACCGUUACCUGUCGGUCGCUGCUCAGGCAGUCCGUCGUUCUCUCAAGCCGGAGAUCCGUGUCAAGGUCGAGGCUCAGACUCCAUCUGAGCUCAAGGUCGCCCCAUGGAAGAACGGAAAGCAAGGCGACGCUGUUGACCUUGGCUCUCAGUUGAACCAGAGCGCUAACCAGGCCUCCAAAUAA
Messenger RNA from Trichophyton rubrum CBS 118892, 219 nucleotides. RefSeq lists its product as uncharacterized. The coding region runs from base 1 to 219 and encodes 72 amino acids. The transcript has 3 exons. Gene Ontology annotation, molecular function: proton-transporting ATP synthase activity, rotational mechanism. Gene Ontology annotation, cellular component: mitochondrial inner membrane. NCBI's taxonomy places the organism in Eukaryota, Fungi, Ascomycota, Eurotiomycetes, Onygenales, Arthrodermataceae. Gene Ontology annotation, biological process: proton motive force-driven mitochondrial ATP synthesis. The record is from RefSeq and is a predicted model, not a curated record.